AUGGCCUCCACAUCGUACGUGAACAAUCCCAACGGGAACUGCCGCCUGUGCCAGGACAAAGACAGUGCGGACGAAUGGAUGGUCGAAUGCACGAAAUGUUGGAAUUGGUUCCACAUGGCAUGCGCCAAACUUGAAAAAAGAUCAACGGUAAAGGAAUCUUGGCACUGUCCAAAGUGUACGGAAGAAAUAAAGGAAAUCCAGCUUCUGAAGAAGGAGCUGGAAGAAUAUAAACGGACAACCACGAGAAGUAAGUCCAAAGAACGCAGCCAAGUUGAUACGGUUGAACUGCUACGGCGUCAAUUUGAGGCGCAGCUGGAAAGCCAAAAGAUACGUGACGAGGCUUUCCAAAAAACCAUGCUUGAAAUGGCAAACAAAAUUCAUCAAAUUAAAAACGAUCCCGAAAUUGUUAGCACUUCUACGGCUUCCACAAUAAAACUACCAGAUGAAAUUACAAACCUACUAAGAAGACAAACAUCAACGCAGCUUCCACAAUUCAACGGUAAUUAUAAGUAUUGGUCAAAUUUUAAACGACUUUAUGAACAAAGUAAACAAGAAGGACAAUUCAGUUAUAUGGAAUAG
Molecule: messenger RNA, 579 nt
Organism: Malaya genurostris
Lineage: Eukaryota; Metazoa; Arthropoda; Insecta; Diptera; Culicidae
Exons: 1
Coding region: 1-579 (192 amino acids)
Source: RefSeq, a predicted model, not a curated record